GACCACGGAAAGCUUACAAAGUUAUAUCUUUUCUGGGGAAGUAGCUCCACGGAAGGAUGGGUGAGAGAGGCUGGCGAGGCCAGCUUCCAGGCACAGGGAGGCUCCCGGCCCCGGUGUCCCUGUGCCUCCUUGACUGCGCUGCUCACCGUGCUGGAGUUGGUGAUCUGCUUCUUCUCCAUCUGGUCCAUCCUGGGCCUCUCAGGGUUUCACACUUACCUCGUCGCCUCCAACCUGACAACUAAUGAAGACAUCAAAGGCUCGUGGUCCAACAAGAGGGGCGGCGAGGCCUCUGUCAAUCCCUACAGCCAUAAAAGUGUUAUCACUAACUGCUGUGCUGUGCUCUGCGGCCCCCUACCUCCCAGCCUGAUUGACCGGAGGGGAUUUGUGCAGUCUGACACCGUGUUGCCCUCGCCCAUCAGAAGCGAUGAGCCAGCCUGCAGAGCCAAGCCUGAUGCCAGCAUGGUUCCCACGGUCUUGGGCGCUAAAUUCCCCCAGCUGAUCAGUGGCAGCAGUGACAGGAGAGAGAGGCCAGCGCUCCUGAGGCCGCCCAGGGGACCACGCCAAGCCUCUGCCGUGCCUCUGAGCCGUGCCCCGUGUGAGUGAGGGUGCGGACUGAGUGUGAUGCCUCCGAGGUGGGAGAGCUGCUGGGCCCUGCUGGGCCGGGGUCCAAGGGGUGAAGCAGGACCUAGGAGCAGUCAGCUCUGGACAGCAGGCUGUCGGAGAGGAUGCUUCUGUGGUCUGCUUUGGUCUGUGGUCUUCUUCAUUCUUUUUGUGAUAGCCAUUGUUCUUUCUUCCAUUUUUGUUUUCGUAUGGAGUUGGCCAGUAGACUAGAGCUGGGGCUCCAGGUAGAGAGGGCAGAGUUGGGGGUGGCAGGGGCAGCCUGUGUCAGAGGAAGCCAGACCGGCCAGCCAGGCACCCGAGACCUCAGCUCCUGCAUGAUUCCUGGGCAGCACACUAGGAAGCGGGGGCCUCGCCCUCUCUCUCUGCCCACGGACGGUUCUCCAGGGGCCCAGCCUGGCCCCCCACCUUUCUCCCAAGUCAGGUCUGGGGAUGGGCAGGUUAUACUCAUGCUGGCAAUACUUGAAAUGGGUUUAUUAAUUCUGGGUAUUUUGCACAAUUUUAUGGACCUCUUUUCUACAUAGCCUUUUUUAAAUGGAAGAAAAAAAAAGAAGUCAGCCACAUUGCUAUCUGUGUAGUGCCAGGUUAAGGGUUAUCAGAAGGCAACUUGGUUUUAAUAAAUUUAUUACAAGAGACCUUCUGGCCGUGAGUGAGUGUGUGUGUGUGUGUGUGUGUGUGUGUGUGUGUGUAUGUCUGUGUGCACUCGCGUGCCCGUGUAUGAAUGUGGCUGCCUCGCUCCCCACUGUCCCCCUUGGGUGUCAGCCGGUGGUGGCAGCAGCGGGAACAGCCCGAACCACACCACGGGGACAGGGAGUGUGUGCAUUGGUCACAGGAGACCCCUGAGCUCCUGCGGCAGCGCAGCCUCAUCUUCCUAUCCUUCCCUCCUCCAAGGACUUCAGACAAACAGUGGCUGGGACUCAGCUGCCCAGCCCCCAGGUCAGGCUUCCAGCUGGGACCUACCCAGACAGGCUGGGGCCUGGUCAGGUGGGUGGGGUAAUGGCCGUGGGGAGUGGCUGCCAUCCUGCACGCCACGCUCCCUCCUCCAGGGUCUGAGUAUGGGACCCAGUGCCAGGGGCCAGGGCAUGGGGAGUCGGCCAGCUGGAGGCCCCCCUCCAGAGCAAGGGAAGGAACAGGGUGGGCCGAGAGACGAGUGAAGGUUGGCCUAAAUCUGGGUCAGAAACUUAGAGGACGUCCCUCCUCUCCUGGGAGUUUUAGUUUCUUGUCAAAAUAGAUAGAAAUUGUCCCUCUGUCUCCUUCCUUGGCCCUUUAAGUGGGCUGAAGCCCUUGGAAAGUGACAUAGGAAGUCCUCGCAUCUUGUCCUCCCCUUGCUGCAGAGGCUAGUGGGUCACAGGCAGCUGGGAAGUGGCAGCCGCAAGGGGUUCCCUCUGGGAGAAGCAGCUUUGCCCCAGCCUCAGGACCCUGGGCCAUGCUGCUGUGGCAGUGGGGGUGGGGAGGAAGCUGGCUAGAGGAGGGGACUCCUACCUGCCUUUUAUUUAAGCCAGUAUUCUUUGUUCCUGCUUGUAAUAAAAUUUUUGUUUUUAAGAAUUGAUUUGCUUUGGUUUGGUUUUUGUUUGCUCUUUCUUUGCUGAGGCCCCAACUGGCAGCUCUCUAUUCUUCCAGCCAAACUUGGUCUUUCCUGGGGAGACAGAAAGAAGGCAGGCAGCCCAGUGAUCUGGCUAACGUUCUCCUCCCCUGGCUGGAGUCUGUCUGCUGGAGGCUGAGCAGAGGGGGCUGCAGCUA
Molecule: messenger RNA, 2358 nt
Organism: Physeter macrocephalus (sperm whale)
Lineage: Eukaryota; Metazoa; Chordata; Mammalia; Artiodactyla; Physeteridae
Gene: ZDHHC18
Product: zinc finger DHHC-type palmitoyltransferase 18
Exons: 4
Source: RefSeq, a predicted model, not a curated record